GUCCUUUACAGAGUAAGCUUAGACCAAUUCAACCCAAUCAUUUAAUUAUUAAAUACACAAGUUACAAGAUGUUCAAAAGUUUUGUGAUUGGAAUAUUAUUAAUUUGUGGAGUAAAGUCUCUGACAGAAGAACAGAUACAGUUAAUGAAUUCGUUGCAUUCAGAAUGUGUUGGGCAAACUGGUGUAGCUGAAGAUGUAAUAGCAAAAGCUAAAGAAGGAACAUUUGCAGACGAUAACGCUUUAAAAUGUUACAUGAAGUGCGUACUUGAUGAAGUAGGAAUUAUUGGUGACGAUGGCAAGAUUGAUAUUGAGGGUGCUUUGGCUAUAGUUCCAGAGGAACUAAAAGAUAUCGCCACGCCGGUUAUGACAAAAUGUGGAACUCAAGAUGGAUCUGACCUGUGUGAUUCAAUUUUUAACACACUUAAAUGUUAUUAUGAGAGUGACAAAAGGGCAUUCUUCUUACCGUAGUAAAACACAAUUAUUUUUCCUGAUUUCUUGGUGACAUAUUAUAACUUUUACUGAUUUUUUAUUUUAUAAAUUUGUGGCAUCAUUGUAAAAUAUAUUUAUAAGUGUAUUAAAUAAAUAUUUUUUAUUGUU
Psylliodes chrysocephalus is the source of this 596-nucleotide messenger RNA. The record is from the annotation of a GenBank genome assembly. NCBI's taxonomy places the organism in Eukaryota, Metazoa, Arthropoda, Insecta, Coleoptera, Chrysomelidae.